Messenger RNA from Truncatella angustata, 1496 nucleotides. RefSeq lists its product as uncharacterized. Lineage: Eukaryota; Fungi; Ascomycota; Sordariomycetes; Amphisphaeriales; Sporocadaceae. The transcript has 2 exons. The coding region runs from base 468 to 1496 and encodes 342 amino acids. The record is from RefSeq and is a predicted model, not a curated record.
AAUUAAACUUGUUAGGGGGAUUGCAGUGUACAGACGUGCCUCAAAAGGCCAUUAAGCCCCUUGUUCGAGAAGAAGAAUGACACCCUGCCCUUCGCGAUUAAAAUUAAUCAGCCAGACCACUGCUCGGGACCGACGACCAAAUAGCUACAUCUAAUCAGCCAAUAAGAGGCCGGGAGCACUUUGUCGUCAGUGACAAAGCGUCCUCAUUCUAGCGUAAACUGAAUAAUCUGAUCAACGCCAGGGUUCUUGUCGCGACGCGAGUUUUUGAUGCGUCAUGACAAGGCUUUGUUGGGCUAGCAUAAUAUCAUUUGGUAUGGUAUUCUUGUCAAAGGGACACAAUUCUGAAAAUGCAGAUAAAGCAAAUCUUCGCCAAAGCGUUUUUCGCCAUAAAAAGAAAAAAAAACCCACAAAAGAUUCAGCAUUGAACGUUGUCCACGAGGUUUGAUGUGAAUAUACUUUGAGUCGCCAUGUCCGCCCAGCUACAAAGUGAGGCCGCCUUCGAAAGUGGCCUCCUCGGAUUCAUCAACCGACAAUGGUUCAAAUACAGACGACCACUCCCGGCCGGCACGAGCCUGGAGGGCCAGACGGCCAUUGUCACGGGGGCCAACAGCGGUCUUGGGCUCGAAGCUUCCCGACAGUUCCUACAGUUAGGCCUCUCGACACUCAUCAUAGCUGUGCGAUCAGUAGGUAAGGGAGACGCAGCGGCGAAACCUUUGCGAGAGGCGUUUCCAAAUGCGAAUAUCGAGGUGUGGACAUUGGAUAUGGUGAGCUACGACUCAAUCCAGGGUUUCGCAGCAAGAUGCCACGAACUUGAGCGCAUCGACAUCGUGAUACUCAAUGCCGGCAUACAAACCUCCCAGUACACAAUCGUGGAGGCGACUGGCCACGAGCAAGUUCUUCAAGUCAACUACCUCUCGACAGCCUUGUUGUCACUCCUCCUGCUUCCAAUUUUGAGGUCAAAGCGACAAAAUCCCUCGCACCCUCCUGUACUCUGCACCGUUACAUCCGAUAUGGCUUAUUGGUCAAGUUUGCAAACGAAAGGGCCGGUGCUCGCACAGCUCGAUCGGAAGGAGGGCUACUCGACCGUCCGUCAAUACAUGGGCACCAAACUACUGGAGAUGAUGUUCGUUACUAAGCUUGCCGAGCAGGUCAAUGCCGACGAGGUCAUCGUCAACAUGGUUAGCCCAGGUUGGUGUUCAGGUACAGCCAUCGGAGGUGAGAGCCCUGGUGGCGAGAGCCUGUUGUUCAGAGGCCUCAAGGCAUUGGCGACCAGGAGUGUCGAAGUUGGCGGUUCAACCUACAUCGAUGCCACCGUGGUUCAAGGGAAAACAAGCCACGGCAGUUUCUGUAGUGACUGGACAUUGCGGCCCUUCAGUUAUCCGCCACUGCUCUAUACCGACGACGGGCUCCAGGUUCGGGAGCGGUUGUGGGAAGAGACAAUGGAAGAACUCAAUUUCGCGGGUGCAUCGAAGAUCGUGCAGGAUCUGGUGAACUGA